Archocentrus centrarchus (flier cichlid) is the source of this 2234-nucleotide messenger RNA. Its product is annotated as prostaglandin E2 receptor EP1 subtype-like. Lineage: Eukaryota; Metazoa; Chordata; Actinopteri; Cichliformes; Cichlidae. Gene Ontology annotation, molecular function: prostaglandin E receptor activity. Gene Ontology annotation, biological process: adenylate cyclase-activating G protein-coupled receptor signaling pathway; positive regulation of cytosolic calcium ion concentration; inflammatory response. The coding region runs from base 265 to 1419 and encodes 384 amino acids. The record is from RefSeq and is a predicted model, not a curated record. The transcript has 3 exons. Gene Ontology annotation, cellular component: plasma membrane.
UGUGCAAUGCAACAGAGAGGCUGCUUGUUCUGAGAGAGGAGUUCCCUGCAUAGUUUUCUGAGGAAACACUCCAGGUGAAGGAGUCAUCUUUCUCGGGAGCAAAACUCAGGCAGCAUAAAGAACAGCUUGGAUUAAUGUGUUUUCACAUGCGCUGAAGAUGACUGACUGUCAAAAUCAAAGCCAUCCCGAUCGUCUUCAUGGAUUUUAUGUUUCAAAGUGUGUUCUCAGCUAAAGGAACCACAUCAGGACAAGAGUCCAGUGGUGAUGCUGGCAAUGCAGCAGUCCAACUCCUCAGGCAUCAGUGCCUCACUUCCUCUCUCUAACCACACCACCAUGGCACAAGAUCCUAAGGUGGAGGCCAUAGUAGCAAAAAACACCACCCGUCCAACAAGCAACCCCACAGCGGCUGGCCUAUCCAUGACACUGGGCAUCUUUUUCAAUGUGGUAGCCCUCAUCAUCCUCAUCAAGGCUUACAAUCGCUUCCGUCGGCGGUCAAAGGCCACGUUUCUGCUCUUUGCCAGCUCCCUGGUAGCCACAGAUCUGGCUGGACAUGUUAUCCCCGGAGCCAUGGUACUGAGUAGAUACUCGGCGAGCACUGAGACGGCAGCUGGCCAAGCCUCCAGUUUUCAAGAUAAUUCUACAGAUGAAGAUGCCUCUUGCCUGUUCCUGGGGGGUUGCAUGGUGUUCUUCGGCCUGUGCCCACUCUUCAUGGGCUGUGCCAUGGCUGCUGAGCGCUGCAUGGGCAUCACCAGGCCUUUGCUGCACGCUCGUCUGGUGACCACAGCACGGACAAAGAUGGCACUAAUACUGAUCUGGCUCCUGGCUUUGUGUGUAGCACUUCUACCUUUCAUCAGACUGGGUGAUUACACUUCCCAAUACCCAGGGACUUGGUGCUUUAUCAGGGUGAUGGAGGGCACUGAAGCCACAGAUCUGGCUUUUAUGAUACUCUUCUCUGGACUGGCUGUGAGCUCUCUGGCCCUGGCCUUUGUGUUCAACACCAUCAGUGGGAUCACACUGGUGAGAGCCCGGCUAAAGAGGUCCUGCUCCCAGCGAUACUCGGCCAGGUCUCAUGACACAGAGAUGGUGGUCCAGCUGGUCGGAAUCAUGGUCACUUCCAGUAUCUGCUGGAGCCCUCUGCUGAUCUUUGGAUUGAUAUCAGCCACACGGUCCUACACCAACUCCCCAUUUAGUGACAAAGACACUUACAAACGUUUGAUGGUGACAGGUGUCAGAAUGGCGACCUGUAAUCAGAUCCUGGACCCGUGGGUCUACAUCCUGCUGAGACGCGCCAUCCUCAGAAAAAUCUACCGCAUCACCAAAAAACAGGCCAGCUUCAAAGGAAGUACCCUCCGUCGCUGGGAUCUCAGCUCCUUUCAGAACUCAGAGAAAAACAACGUUAUUCUCAAAAGUCUUAAAUAAAACGAGCGAUGGGAACACGAGCCAUCCUGGUUUAAAUAAGAUUGUUAUUGUGAGUGGGGAUGUCAAAGUUUCUGACCUGGAAGAUCACCAGCUGGCUAAGGAUAGCCUCUGUCAGUCAGUCCUCCUCGAGAGCCCAUGUAAAAGUGGACUCUUAUGUAUUCACUUUUCCUAAAGUACAGACUCUAUCUAGUCUUUAAGAAAACAUCUCAAGUAAAAGGUUUGGUCUUCAGUGUUGUCUUGUUUUUGUUUGUUUGUUCUCUGAGGUUCUGUAAAUGACUUCUGUAAAUGCUUAGGCAACAGCAAAAAGAUGUGAAAAACUCCUUGUGUGUGCACAGUGUAGGGUUGUGACAUGAAUGUGAAUAUGUGUCUUUAUUGUGUGUUUGUUAAUGUAUCAGCAGUGUAUACUGUUCCCCAAGUGUGCGGGGACUGAAGUGAAGCUAUGUGCUGCAAAAGCUAACUGAAUGUGACAUUGGUUAAAAAAAAAAAAAGAGAAUGUAAUAAAUAGCUGCAUUGUCUCUUUUUGAAUUUGAAUUUUGAUCAUAUUUUUACAAGUUUGUUAAGAUCUGGUAAAGUUACUUUUAUUUAUACAUAUAUUCUGAAUGAAGGGAAGCUUGACAGUAAAACAGAAGGAGUGAAUUUAAAAUGGCAGCUGGUAGGUUUCAGGUUUAGAUUCAAAUGUAUAACCAGCAUUUAAACCUUAUAUGAUAAAGUUACAGCAGGCAACAGGUUAGUUUAGAGCUGGCUUUAAUUAAUGAUCAUUGACUCCUAACAAAAUAAAAAGACAAGGUGCAAAAACUUUAAUGUCAAUUAGUGAA